GACAGAAACAGAGUUCAGGUGGAUACGAGGAUGAUUUACACACUGUUGCGCCUUCCAGGAUACUCGGGAUAAAACAAUGUCAACAACAACUUCAGUUUUAGCUUUUUGGUAGAGAUAAAAAGCUUCGGAGGGGUUUUAUUUCUCCUCACUGAGCGCAGAAGAAAUUGUCAACUGAAAAGCGGCGAAGAAGUUGGACGUCAUUUAUUGUGGGUGAUUAAUUGACCUCGGAUCAUGGCCUACACUUUAGGCUCAACCACUGAGGGCCAGACGCGCAGUGUCGGACCUCAGCACUGCAUCACUCGGGUGGAGCUGUCCGUCACCGCAACCAGCCUGCUGGACCGAGAUGUAGCCUCAAAGUCGGACCCCUUCUGUGUUCUCUUUCAUGAAGUAGACGGAAACUGGGUGGAGCUCGGACGCACCGAAACAGCUGUGAACAACUUGAACCCGGUGUUUGGAGUGAAGUUUCAAGUGGACUACCACUUUGAGGAGAUCCAGAAGCUUCGCUUCGCCAUGUUCGAUGAAGACAAGUGCGCCACACAGCUCUACGAACAUGAUUUCCUGGGAGAAUUCAUUUGCACUCUUGGAGUGAUUGUGUCCAAUAAGAAACUUCACAGACCGUUGAUCUUAGCCAAUGGGAAGCCAGCUGGCAAAGGAUCCAUUACGAUAACAGCUCAGGAGCUGUCUGACAACAGAAUCAUCACUUUGACCCUGAGUGGGCGUAAACUGGAUAAGAAGGACUUCUUUGGGAAGUCAGACCCCUACCUGGAGUUCCACAAACAGGGAGAGGAUGGAAAAUGGAUGCUGGUGCACAGGACAGAGGUCAUAAAGAACACUUUAGAUCCAGCGUGGAAACCCUUUACUGUGCCGCUCAUUUCUCUCUGCAAUGGAGACGUGGACAGAAACGUCAAGGUCCUGUGUUAUGACUACGAUAAUGAUGGAGGCCACGACUUCAUAGGAGAAUUUCAAACCACAGUUUCCAAGAUGAGUGAAGCCCAGAACUCAGUGGAGGUGGAGUUUGACUGCAUCAACCCCAAGAAACAGAAAAAGAAGAAGAAUUAUAAAAACUCUGGCACUAUCAUUGUCAAGUCAUGCAAGAUUACACAUGACUACACUUUUCUGGAUUACAUACUUGGAGGAUGCCAGCUCAUGUUUACGGUCGGUAUAGACUUCACAGCAUCUAAUGGGAACCCCCGAGAGCCGUCCUCCCUCCACUACAUUAACCCACUGGGCAGCAAUGAGUAUCUCGCCGCCAUUUUAGCUGUGGGACAAAUCAUACAGGACUAUGAUACUGACAAAAUGUUUCCUGCUCUGGGAUUUGGAGCCCAGCUCCCACCAGACUGGAAGGUGUCACACGAAUUUGCCAUCAACUUUAACCCCACCAAUCCCUUCUGUUCAGGAGUGGAGGGUAUCGCCCAGGCGUACUCUGCCUGUCUCCCUCACAUUCGUUUCUACGGCCCAACAAACUUCGCUCCAAUCAUCAGCCAUGUAGCACGUUUUGCUGCCCAGGCACUUCAACAAGAGAAAGCAGCGCAAUACUUCACUCUCCUCAUUAUAACAGACGGUGUCAUCAGCGAUAUGGACGAGACGCGUCACGCCAUCGUACAGGCCUCGAAGCUACCCAUGUCCAUCAUCAUCAUCGGCGUGGGCAAUGCAGACUUCGCUGCCAUGGAGUUCUUAGAUGGAGACGCCAGCGUUUUAAGGUCCAACACAGGGGAGGAGGCUGUUCGGGACAUCGUGCAGUUCGUCCCUUUCAGGGAUUUCCGAAAUGCACCCAAAGAGACCCUCGCCAAGUCGGUCCUGGCCGAGCUGCCUCAGCAGGUCACCCAGUACUUUAAACAGCGGAAUCUACCGCCCAGCAACACGGCGCCGGAGUGACACGCCCCCAAAGACGAGAGCCCACUCGCUGUACAAUAGCUCAACAAAACCUCUCUCUCCUUGGCAAACAAUACAAAAGUGUGUAUGUCAGCUGUGAACAAAAUUAAAUUGUGGACAAAAAAAAAAAA
Plectropomus leopardus (leopard coralgrouper) is the source of this 2003-nucleotide messenger RNA. It is a transcript of the gene cpne2, whose product is annotated as copine II. The record is from RefSeq and is a predicted model, not a curated record. Gene Ontology annotation, cellular component: plasma membrane. Lineage: Eukaryota; Metazoa; Chordata; Actinopteri; Perciformes; Serranidae. Gene Ontology annotation, molecular function: calcium-dependent phospholipid binding. Gene Ontology annotation, biological process: cellular response to calcium ion.